AUGACUGAUGACGUCGAGUUGAUAAAGUUGUAUCAGGAAGAAAUCCAUUGCGUGUCCUUACAUCCUACUGGUCUGUUUGCUAUAGUUGGUUUCUCGGAUAAGCUUCGUUUCAUGGUGGUUUUGAUAGACGACUUUGAAGUGAUGAGAGAGUUUCCCAUAAGGAAUUGUAAACAAGCCAAGUUUAGUACGAAUGGACAGAUUUUUGCCGCCGUCAACGGUCAAGUCAUACAAGUGUUUUCAUCCGUGUCUUUUAUGAAUAUUUUUAAUUUGAAAGGACAUAAUGGAAGGAUUACGUGUCUAGCAUGGUCAGCCAAUGAUUUAACAAUGAUAUCAUGUGGAACCGAAGGCGCGGUGUACGAAUGGAGCAUGGUCACCGGACAAAGAGUCGGAGAAAUUAUAUUGAAAACUAACCAAUUUUAUGGAUGUGCCGUAAAUGGGAACGGUAAAACAUCUUACGGUGUAGGAUCAGACGGAGAAAUUAAAGAAAUUGGUGCUAACACUAUUAGAAGAAAUAUGGGAUUGAUUGGCGCUCCACUUGAUACCGUGGUACUAUCACGGUCAGACUUGAUGCUGUUCAUCAGCGGAGGCCUCGGUGGCAUCACCUCCAUACAGCUACCAUUACUAGAUAAACCUAUAUUUAACGAGUUUCACAUGCACAAUACGAAAGUAACUUGUAUAGCACUUUCAUAUGACGAUCAGACUUUGGUAUCAGUCGCAGAAGACGCCUCCAUAUGCUUAUGGAGACUCACUAACGCUGAUGGUCGAGCAAUUGCUCUAGACAAGGACUUUGCGUACUCCAAAGAAAUAUUAAUUAGCAAGAGAGAUCUACAGGAGAAAAUAAACAAUAUUAAUUUAUUGAGUACGCGAAUGAGUGAACUCGAAACGGAACACACUUAUCAGCUCCGUCAGGCCGAAGCGACACAAGCAGAAAAACUGAAGGAGGUCCACGAAGGCUACUGCGCAGCUAUCGAAGAACUCAAGGAAAAGAAUGAGCAAAUGGAAAACGAACACACUCACGAAAUAGGCAUGAUUCAACAAGAUAUCGCGAAGUUGCGGUCAGGCCAUGAGAGAACGUUGCAAGCUUUAGAAGCUGACUUCAAUAUCAGACUCAUUAGCGAGUAUGACAGAUACCAGAGCCUUGAAGACAAGACGGCGAGAAUGCGCAAAGAUUAUGAGCAAAGGCUUGAAGAACUGGCUGAAAGUAAACGUCUUGCUCUCAGAGAAAUGAACAAUAAGUUCGAAGCGAAGUUGGAAGAGAAAGAGCUCAUGUUGCAAGAGUUACAAGAACAAGCAGAUAUGGAGAAAAAAGAACAUGAAACCAUUAAAACGUCUAUUGAAGAAGAUGCUGACCGUGAAAUUAUCGAGAUUCGCACAGCAUACGAAGUACAGCUGAAGGAAGAGAAGGAUGCUAACGUGAGACUCAAGGGAGAAACUGGGCUUAUGAAGAAAAAAUUGAUAAGUGCCCACAAAGAUAUUGACGAAUUUAAACACCAAAUAUCACAGCUAAAAGCUGAACACAAACAGUUCCAAAAAGUUAUUUCAACUCUUGAAAGAGAUGUUGCCGAUUUGAAAAAAGAAAUUGGAGAAAGAGACAACUCUAUACAAGACAAAGAAAAGCGAAUUUACGAAUUAAAACGAAAGAAACAGGAACUUGAGAAGUAUAAGUUUGUAUUGAACUUCAAGAUCACAGAGCUGAAAAAUCAGAUUGAGCCAAAAGAGAUGCAAAUACGAGAAUUAACUCAUCAAAUUGAUGAUAUGGAGAACGAGGAAUUAAAACUGCUAAAUACAAAACAUGAACUUGAGCUUAAAAUUCAGCAGCUCAAUGAAAAAUUGGGCUCAGCUAAAAAGGACUUCUUGGCCGAAGCAGAUAGAAAUUUGACAUUAAAAAAUACGCUAAAGAAAAUUAAGAUUGAUUUGCACAAUAUGACUGCAGAGUUCCAAGAUCCUUCUAAAUUAAAGUUGGCUGUGAAAACCUUAUUUCACAAAUACGUCGAGGACAUUGAUUUUGUCCGGAGUCGCAUUGCGGAUGACGAGGCGGUUCGCGAGUUCAAUCGUCAGCGAGAUCACUUGGAGAAGCAGGUGGCUGGCUUGAAGCGCCAGCUCGCUAAGGCUCUAGGUGGCUCUAAGAGCGACAUUGGGAAGAUUAUGGACGAAAACUGCACAUUGCUCACUGAGAUUAACAAUCUGCGUACCGAGUUGAAAACUACCCGUACUCGAUGCUUUCAAAUGGAGUCCAUCUUGGGCUUGUCUGCGAGGUACAUACCGCCUGCUACCGCGCGGGCCAAGCUUAAACAAGUCUCCGAGGAUAGGGAAAAACUUGAUGAAAAGUUCAAGCAGAAGAUUGAGGAAAAAGAAGAAGUGAUUACGGCUUUAAAGCAAGAAAAUGAGCGACUACUUGACAAAGUAAGAUGUGUCCAGGAAAACCCUACGCACGAUACUGAAAAGAAGUAG
This is a messenger RNA of Spodoptera littoralis (African cotton leafworm), 2451 nucleotides long. NCBI's taxonomy places the organism in Eukaryota, Metazoa, Arthropoda, Insecta, Lepidoptera, Noctuidae. The record is from the annotation of a GenBank genome assembly.